AUGGCUGAUGCGAGCACCGAGCGCUUUCUCCAACCAGUUACGGGGCAGGAUGUUGCGAAAACCCAGAUAGGGCCUGGCAAGAAAAGAUGUUGGCAGUCAGAUAAGGUUGAGAAACAACCGGAUGCUAAAUUGUGUCUGAAGGCCGAUCGUAGUUCAUUGUCGUGUCUAGUUGUUGUACGGGAAGUACUUCCGACGAUUGCCAUUAUACUUGCUAUAUUUUUCGGCGCAAGUUGGAGAACGUUUAAUUUCAGCGAUACCUCUAUAUUCGGCUUUGGUAUAAAUGUCGACGUUCAACUGGCGCUGGUCGGCUUCCUUAAUAAAGUCCUUGAUGUAUUCGUCCAGGCCUCUCUCAAACACACUGCAUCAAUCUUCCUCACCGUAUGGAUGGCGUUAGGCUCAAGGUUCUCGGGAGUCAAUAUGAUAGAUUUUCAGCUUAAAGAGGAGUUAACCCAACCUUGGACUUGCAUUCUUAAUUUUUGGACACGGUGCUCAGUUCUCGGCUGGAAAGGAUUGGGAUACUGGGGUGUUUUUCGAUUUAUCGCGUGUCUGGGGGUCUCAACUUGUGUGUUGCUUUUAGCCUUGGCUGUCAAUACUGUGGGAAUUCCAAAGGCACGGUGGUAUCCUAAUGGAGCAGGGGGCGGUUGGCGGUUGACUGAUGAUGUUCGAAAGUCCAUGACAAUAACUUCGCCAUGUAUGAUGCUCAACGGGCUUGAUUGGAUGAACUACUGGAAUACAGGUCAAAAUCUUGUUGGUAGCGGCGGCAGUGCCUGGGAUGCAGCUCUAGCUCUAGCUGCUGCAUCGACAUUGCCUCUCCUGGGUGGCCUUCCACACCUAUAUACAAGUAGUCCAAAUGGCUGGCUACCAAUACCUAGCGAAGUAGACGGACUUAUAACCGGUAUCAAUACGGUUAUUAACGGGUCAACUGUGCAGUCUAUUUCAGUCCAAAAGUCCAGAGUUCGAGAUAUCUUCACCAACCUGCGAGCGAAUGGACCAGAAUCAUACUACAAACACUCCUCUGGCUGGAGUGGUUUGAUAAAUAUAACCGUUCCAAUAUUGACAACGUCUUGCGUUUCCGGUCUAGCCAUGAAUGGCUCCAUACCCAUCGGUACUAUUCCUGUUAAUGGUCCCUCAGACUCGUCUCCAACGGAGUCUAAAUUUAUUGUCCCCAUUGGAGAAAUUCCUUUUCUGAACUUCACAGGAGCCACCUGUGCAGUAGUUCUCAAUCAAGCCUUAUUUCCCGUUGGUACCUGGAUAGUGAACAUGGGUGAUAUUGAUGUUUCGAUCAACAAUUAUGGCAAAAAUAUGAAUUCGACUCCGGUGCUCCUCGCACCCUCUAUUGGUGACCGUGCUAGCGCUCAAUCCCUUGCUAUUCAACUAGGUAGUACUGUAGGGCGAAUAAAUGGGCUACUUCAAACAGGUCUUGUUUAUCACAUGGUUCUCAUCUCGCGUCGGCUUAGCUUUCUCAACCCCGAUAUCCUAGCCGUCAACGACAUAGCUGGUAUUACUAUAGCUAUGGCAACUAUAACUCAACACCUCCUCACUACCGGUGCCUGGAAUAUGACCGUAUCUUCUGAUCCAAAUUGCAAUACCACUUCAUUUCCUGUGAAGUGGCAGGUCUACGGAUCCGGCCCCAGAUUGGCUUGGGAAUGGGUAUCAGUGAUAGUACUCGCCGUGGUCCUGACGGCACUUGUAGGAGGCGGAAUUUUUACUUUGACUUCACAAAUUGAGCCAGGUCCGUGGCUAGAUGUUGGGGGAAUGAUGCUGGCUGCUAAUGAAGCGGCGAAGAUGAAGAGCGUGAUUGGUAGUAUUGCAGGAGUUGCUAGUCAGAAAGCGAAGGAGGCGAAAUAUUAUGUGAGGGAUAUUCGGCAGGGUGUUGUAGAGCUAGUGGAUGAGACUAAGGAUAACCGCGAAUUGAAGAAGAACAAGUCGUACGUUAAUGAAGGGUAUACGGUUAUCGCUAGCAGGCCGAUCGACUGGGAAGCAUUGCAGCGUACUACGAAGGCUUUCUUCAAUUUGUCUAUACUCAAGCAGAUUUUAGGCCGUCGUCGAUGA
This is a messenger RNA of Venustampulla echinocandica, 2052 nucleotides long. RefSeq lists its product as uncharacterized. The transcript has 3 exons. The coding region runs from base 1 to 2052 and encodes 683 amino acids. NCBI's taxonomy places the organism in Eukaryota, Fungi, Ascomycota, Leotiomycetes, Helotiales, Pleuroascaceae. The record is from RefSeq and is a predicted model, not a curated record.